Triticum urartu is the source of this 805-nucleotide messenger RNA. NCBI's taxonomy places the organism in Eukaryota, Viridiplantae, Streptophyta, Magnoliopsida, Poales, Poaceae. The record is from RefSeq and is a predicted model, not a curated record.
CCCAGCGCCGGUCGCGAUCGCCCUUCGCCUUUAAACUCACCUCUUCCUUCGCCGACCUAAUACCCAGUUUCCCCCCUUCCCCUCCCUCACGAUCCCCGCGCCGCGACAGGCCUCCCCAUUCCAGUUACAGCGCGGCUACGCCUCAGCCAACGGAUCCCGCGUCGUCGAGUCCCCAGCCGCACUCCAGGCCGCGCCGUCCGGGCUGCCGCGAGCUUCCGCCGACGCCCCACGCCGUCGACGAGCCUCUCCCAGUCGUCCCAAGCCGCCACGAGCCUCCCUCGCCAUAGCGCUCCUCUGCUGCUGUCCCCGCAGCGACGAGCUUCCGCCGACGCCCAGCACCUGUCUUGCUCGGUCCCGCCGACGCCACGCCUCCUGCCGCGUACAAGCUCACAUUCCUACAUCUACGGAAAUGCAUCCCCAUCUAACCCUACACAGGCAUCCUAUGUGUGCUGAGAUUAUCGAAGAAUUCCAGAAGUGCCAUGUGGAUCACCCCAUCAAAAAAUUCUUUGGUGAAUGCACAGAUCUUAAGAUUAAGCUUGAUCGGUGCUUCCGGCAGGAGAAAGCUGUGAAGAGAAAGGCAAACUUUGAAGAGAGCAAGAAAUUUAAAGAAAGGUUGCAGGCUUAUAAAAAGGAAAUGGCUGAGAAAGAAAAUGAAUCAUAGCUUCGAACGGAGGACAAGGACAUUCACUGAAUGCUAUUUUGCUGCAAUCCUGUGCUUCAACUUUGUGAAACGAAGUUCCGGACUUGUCUUUACUUCAUGUUUACAUCACAUAUCUACCGUUAUAAGAUUACAGCUGAGGUCAUA